AUGCUGGCCCCCUCCUCCCGUCUCCUGCAGAAGAGACGGGAAGCCAUGGAGGUCAACAAUGCUAUGACGCUGCAAAGAGAGGAUUUUGAGUCAACUCUCAGAGCCCUGAGAAUCCGCAAGGAUGAGCUCAUAGAGAAGGAGGGCCAGAUGAAGGAAUAUCUGCAGAAAUUUGACAACUUUCUGAAGGAGAACGAGGUGAAACGAUGUCGAGCUGUUAGGAAGGCCGGCCGAGAGAGGGAACUGACCAAUCAGAAGCAGGUGGACCUGCUCACUCUCCAGGAGGAGACGAAAGCUCUCGUCAAAGAGAGGGACCGUCUGGAGAAACGAGUGCAGAAGAAUGCCAUAUACCCCCAUUACCUUGAUAAAGUGGUACAGGCCAGUGAACAGUUUCAGGAGGCCAGACAGGUGAUGUCUCGCUACGACACGUUGAUGCUGACCCGGGAGGACCUGGUACGGACCACCCAGCAGAACCAGGACAGCACAGAGAAUGCCCGGGCCCAGCUGGCCCGCUUCACAGAGCAGAGCAAUGACACCCUGCUGCACUACAACAACACUCUGGCCCAGCUACAGAGCCAGCUGGACAAGGCCCGUGCUGAGGGCAUGAUUUGGGAAUCGAGAUGGGCACACAUUCAGAACACAGCUGCCAAGAAGACACUGCUGUUGGGCACAAUCAAGAUGGCCACUCUUAAUCUGUACCAGUGUGUGUGCAAGAGAGCGAAAGACACUGGGGAAUCGCCUAUUGCUCCAGAGGACACUAUUAAGCAGCUGGAGAAGGUAUUCAGAGGGCAUUUCCACUAG
Oncorhynchus masou masou (cherry salmon) is the source of this 798-nucleotide messenger RNA. RefSeq names its product coiled-coil domain-containing protein 42 homolog. The transcript has 6 exons. Lineage: Eukaryota; Metazoa; Chordata; Actinopteri; Salmoniformes; Salmonidae. Bases 1 to 798 code for a protein of 265 amino acids. The record is from RefSeq and is a predicted model, not a curated record.